Messenger RNA from Phytophthora nicotianae INRA-310, 1133 nucleotides. RefSeq lists its product as hypothetical. The transcript is spliced from 5 exons. Lineage: Eukaryota; Oomycota; Peronosporomycetes; Peronosporales; Peronosporaceae. Gene Ontology annotation, molecular function: protein binding. The record is from RefSeq and is a predicted model, not a curated record. Gene Ontology annotation, biological process: protein processing. The coding region runs from base 113 to 964 and encodes 283 amino acids. Gene Ontology annotation, cellular component: Dsc E3 ubiquitin ligase complex; endoplasmic reticulum.
AAAAAAGCGGAGAAAACCGCACAGACCAAAUAGCAGCGCGAGGCAGGCAGGAGCGGCGGCGCUGAGCGGUCGAGGAAGGCGUGCAAGCGCCUUAUCGAUCAACUGGAGCAGCAUGAUGCAGCCCGAACACACAGAGAAUAUCACAGAGGAGAAGCCGCUGUUAUCGGACGACGCUGUGGGCAUCACAAUCAAUGACGACCACAAUGGCAAGCUUGUGCUGAAGGUUAAAACCCUCAGCGAAAAGCCACUACGUGUGGAGAUCUUCCCCUCGGCCACCGUGGGGGAGCUCAAGGAGCUCGUGAAGAAGAAGGCCAACGCCGAGGGCAAGUUCCUGCGUCUGAUCCACCAAGGCAAGAUGCUUUCAGACGACAAGGCUACACUUGAGAGCUGCAAGGUCAAGAGCGAGGACUUUGUCCACUGCGCUAUCAGCUCAGCACCUCCCAAAGCCGUCGUUAACCAGAUGGCAGCUACGGAUAGCGAACCAGAGGAGCGAGAUGAUCCGUCCACUAGGAGAGGCUUCGACAGACUCCGUGAUCGACUCAGUCGGGAGGAGAUCCAGGCGCUGCGUCUGUAUUUCUACCCGCAGCUCUCGGUUUUUAUCAGUCAGGCGGAACGCGUCCCUGGCGAGAGCAGUGAGGACCGGAUAUAUCGCCUGGAAGAGGAGUGGAUGGCGUCACAAGGACCGCAGUCCGAGUUCGCGCUCAAUGUUGUACCCACGGCUCGUAUUGCAAUGGAUGCGCAGAUUGACAUGAACGGCAUGAACAACUCCAUUCUGGCAGCUGAUAACGAAGGCACUGGCACUGAAUUUCUGUGGGGGUUCUUAAUGGGUCUCCUGCUUGGUGUAUUUAUGCUUCUGAUGCUACUCGAUCGAUCCGUUCCUCGCAAACAAAAGGUCGGCCUGUUGCUCGGCGUGAGCAUGAACUUCUUCUUGAGUGUUGUGCCGCGUGCUGUCUCCGACCAAUAGAGCGCCGCCGCUGAAGCAGAAUUAUGCACGAGUGAGCGCGCUGCUGUCAUACAUUAUUAUAUAAUUCCGUCUAUCAGUCUUGUGUGUCAUGUUUCCACCCUCCAGUCCAUACUAGGACGUGUUAAAGUUUUUCUUACGAUCAUAGAAAUGUGUAUCACACACCAAACGU